CUUCACCAAUACAAAUAUUGACUGCUUGUUCCCAUUUAUACCCGAUACUGUGUUUUCCGCGGUAUUGGUCAAUUAUUAAUUACAAACUAGGAACAUGAGAUGAAAUAGGGCAAAUGCAGAAAGACUGAAGUAUACAUAUUUGGAAUAGAAGAGAAGGUCAACGGAUGCUGUUUAAUCCAAGAUGGCGUUUACAUCGUUGAAAUGUUUUCCAGGUAGAAUAACAGUAACUAUCAGUCCAAGAACAAGGAAGUUAUUUUUGACGUUAGUGUUGACAACAGUGUUCUUUAUUGUUUUAAAUGAAACGAUAAUGAUAUCGGAAAUGAACUAUUCAUCUGCUGUAUAUACUGUUUCCAGUGCCACUAAGCCAAGCCGUAGUUAUAAAACCAUUUUAAAAGGUGCACCGGUAUCUCGUAAAAAUCCAAAAAUAUUGCUUUACACAAACUUUUUCGGGGAGAUGAAAUGGUAUGAAGAAAGCAAAGAUGUUUACACAACAACAUGCCCAGCUGGUUGUACGUUGACAAAUGAUAAAUCUCAAAUUGAAACUGCAGACGCUUUAGUGUUUCAUUUGAGCGAUAUUGCAUGGCAAGCCACGCUUAGCUCCGGACUGCAGUUUCCGUUUCCAAAAUAUCGUCGUCCUGAUCAAGCUUGGAUUUUUUAUAAUCUCGAACCCUUAACUAUGGUCUGGGGCGACAUGAAAUCAUGGCAAGGGCUUUUUAACUGGACUUGGUCAUAUACAAGAAGCUCGGAUGUCUAUUCGCCUUAUGGCACUUGUAGGAAACUCACUGCAGACGAAGUUAAAGAAAACGAAGAAAACAAAGUGUUUUUAAAUUAUGAUUACUUCAGUGAAAAAACAGAAGAGGGUGGUAUAGCUAUGAUAAGCCAUUGUACAGAUGAAGCCAGACGAUACAGAAUUAUUGAAAAGCUUAGAGAGUAUAUACCUGUUCGGGUCAUUGGUAGGUGCGGGGAAGGGUGUCCUGACGGGUACUUGUCGUGCAAUAAACAAUUACAUAAAAAUAAAUUUUAUCUAGCUUUUGAAAACAGCGAUUGUUACGAUUAUGUGUCUGAAAAAUACUGGCGUUCUCUAAUAAGGAAGCAAAUUCCAAUAGUGGCUUGGAGGCUAAAUAUGGACGAUAUUGUAAUUCCCGGAAGUUACAUCAACGUAUGGGAUUUCCCUGAUCUGGAUGCUGCUGGACGCUAUAUACAGGAAGUCAACAGAAAUAAAACGCUUUAUAAUAGCUAUUUCCAGUGGCAAUUUACAUAUAAGGUAUUAGGCACGUCUGGAUUUUGCGACUUGUGCCAUAAGCUACAGGACCAAACAGUUCCAAGAAUGGUUUAUCAUGAUAUGAACGGUUGGAUCAUGAACAACACAUGUAGACCUGUUUCACUGCAAAGGUAUAUACAUCGGUGGUUUGACAGAUUCACCUACGAUUUCCGCAUCCAUUGAUCUGAACAACCAGGAACCACAUUCCAUAAUUAUUCAGGGCAUGAGGUGAUCUACGAUAAUGGUGUAUUCUAGCUGUGAUGAUAUAUUAGACAAAAACAGACAGGCCAGUGUACUGUUGAUGUUAGAGCUGCUGUGAGAAGGCGCUUUGUGUUUGCUGUCCAAAAUGGGCAUUGUAGCAGAGAAAUGAAAAUACUCUAUAAAAAUGAAUCAAUAAGUUUUGCUUUGAUUCACUUCUUUUCAGGAGAAAUGCAUUUCCGUGGAUAAAUGUCUCACUAAAAUCCUCUAAGGACUAAUUAAAGAUUUAGUGUUCAGGCGCAACUCAGAGUCCCUGCAUUCUGCUCCAAGAAAUAAAACCCUAACUAAGAACUAAUAUAGUAUUUCUGGUUGGACUUUAACACGGGACCUCGUGUGGGUGCAAAUUAAUUUUGUUAAUACGUAUUUAAACGACAUUUCUUAAAGUUGUUAUGCCAUAAUUUGCAUUAUGCAAUGCAAGAUCAUUUAUGACAAAAUAAAAUAUGUGCUGUUGUUGAAUGUUUUAAUUCUGUUCACUGGAGUGAAAUGUAUACGCUUAAAACUGCAGCCAUGUUGAAUCGAGAUGAACAUCUUCCGGUAUAUUUGGACACUGUGACUAAGGUAGAAAAAAUGUCAUUCUUUCACAUACUGAUAUUCGGAAAGCCUCUUUUGCCAAAUCUGCUUAAGAAAUUACCAAUUUUUAACCUGUUAUUCUUACACAAUAGUCUAUAUUUGACUAUAUAAACAACGGUCACAAUGACUUUAAAUCGCAAGCAUUAUACCCGUAUCAUGAUUUUGAACUAUUAACUUUGAAAGUCUAAUCUUGUGCAUUAUAAUUUCUCCCUCAUGGCAGUUUUGUUUUCUUUGUCCAUAUUAAUAAGGUAAUGUAAUUUGUCGUUGAAAGGAAUGCAUCUCGGCAUGUUUUUUUUUUUUUUUUUAUAUUUUCACUGGCAUCACACCUGUAUUCAUAAAUAGGUGAGCGGGAAUGGUUAGAACGUUACAUUGUUAUUAUUUAAUUAAUUUUCUCAAUGUAAUUGAACAAAGAACAUGAUUUUAUUUCAUUAAUUUAUACAUAUAAAGUAUCUCGUUACAUAUAUAAAUUUUAUAAUAAUUUCACGGUCACAUGUUAAGUUCGAUCCCCGGCCGCGUCAUACCAAAGACGUAAAAAAAUGGUACUAGCAGCUUCCUCGCUUGGCGCUCAGCCUUAAGGGGAUAGUGCUAAGACUGGUCAUCCCGGUGUCAGUAUAAUGUGACUGGGUGGGGUAUCAUGCCACGUGUCUACGGCGUGAUAUUCCAGUGAGGCAGCACUAUAAAGUUGGGCAUUGUGCUCACUGCUACAAGUAGACACCGUCGUUUAUAUGACUGAAAAAUUGUUGAGAAAGACGUUAAACCCGAACACACACACACACGCGCGCACACUCACACACAAACACAC
This is a messenger RNA of Mercenaria mercenaria, 2891 nucleotides long. RefSeq names its product alpha-(1,3)-fucosyltransferase C-like. The transcript is spliced from 3 exons. The record is from RefSeq and is a predicted model, not a curated record. Gene Ontology annotation, cellular component: membrane. Gene Ontology annotation, molecular function: alpha-(1->3)-fucosyltransferase activity. Bases 182 to 1444 code for a protein of 420 amino acids. Lineage: Eukaryota; Metazoa; Mollusca; Bivalvia; Venerida; Veneridae.